Molecule: messenger RNA, 4143 nt
Organism: Closterium sp. Naga37s-1
Lineage: Eukaryota; Viridiplantae; Streptophyta; Zygnematophyceae; Desmidiales; Closteriaceae
Source: the annotation of a GenBank genome assembly
AAUGUGCCUAUCUUUGAUCUAGACUUUGAUGCUAUCCUUGCUGCCAUGUAUGAUUUUGCUGAUAUUACUGAGGGUGACUGUUACCUGCGUGUCCCGCCCGACCCGGGCACUGUGGCUGCUGCUCUGGGUGCUAGUGCGGCUGCUGCUCUAGGUGCUAGUGCGUCUGCUGCUUCAGGUGCUGGUACGUCUCCUCUCUCUGGUACUACACCAUUUGAGUCCUUUCACACCUUCACACUUGACUCUGGUGCUUCGCGCUCUUUCUUUAGAGACAGCACCACGCUCACGCCGCUCCGUCGGCCUGUUGCGGUCUCCCUUGCUGACCCCUCCGGGGGCCCAGUCCUUGCACACUCCUCCACGGUUCUACCGUGUCCUGCGGCCCCGUCGGGCUUGCUGUCGGGACUCCACCUCCCCUCGUUCUCUACGAACUUGGUGAGUGGAGCUGACCUCCAGGACGCGUGGGUUGACCAGUUCACCCCUGGAGGUCAGCGUGUGACCCACUGCACUUGCUCUCGGAAGGGCCGCCACCUGGCCACGUUCACCCGUCGGCCAGGGUCGAGUCUGUACACACUGACUACUGCGCCUCCUCCGGUCCCUACGUCUGGUCAGGUAGCUGUGUCCAGUCAGGUGUUUGCUGCUGCGUCCAGGUCUAGUCCUGCGUCUGCCCCCUGCUCGUGUUGUCCUCUGGCGCACGAGACUCUCCUUUGGCACCACCGCCUUGGUCACCCCUCCCUGCCUCGUCUUCGAGGUAUGGCCUCCCGUGCUCUUGUCUCUGGCCUCCCCAGGUCCCUCCCUCCCCUUCCUCCGGGGCCUGCCCCCACCUGUGUUCCUUGUGUCGAGGGCCGGCAGCGCGCCGCUCCUCACUCCUCCUCGUUUCCUCCGACUGAGGCCCCUCUGCAGACUCUUCACAUGGACGUGUGGGGCCCAGCCCGCGUCCGUGGACAGGGUCACGAGCGUUACUUUCUGCUGGUCGUUGACGACUACUCGCGUUACACCACAGUCUUCCCCUUGCGCAGCAAGGGUGAGGUCACUGAGGUGUUGAUCGACUGGAUCCGCGGUGCUCGUCGCCAGCUUAGUGAGAGUUUCGGCUCCGACCUUCCUGUUCUGCGUCUGCACUCAGACAGAGGCGGGGAGUUUUCCUCCGACCUCCUGAGAGCCUUCUGUCGUUUGGAGGGCAUCCGCCAGACGUUCACGCUUCCGGCCUCCCCGCAGCAAAAUGGGAUUGCUGAGCGCCGCAUUGGCAUGGUCAUGGAUGUCGCUCGUACGUCCAUGAUCCAUGCGGCUGCUCCCCAUUUUCUGUGGCCGUUCGCGGUUCAGUACGCUGCGCAUCAGAUCAACCUUCAGCCUCGUGUCUCCUUGCCGGAGACCACACCUACUCUGCGGUGGACGGGGAAGGUUGGCGAUGCGUCCGCGUUUCGUGUCUGGGGAUCUCGAGCUUUUGUCCGCGAUACUACUGCGGACAAGCUGUCCUCCCGUGCCGUUCCCUGUGUCUUCCUUGGCUUCCCUCCUGACGCACCCGGGUGGCAGUUCUACCACCCCACCUCGCGUCGUGUUCUGUCCUCUCAGGACGUCACGUUCGACGAGUCGGUGUCGUACUACCGUGUGUCCCAGGUAGACCCUGCCGAGCCGGUCGAGGUAGCUGUCGACUCAGGUGCUGCUAGGGGUGCUGACCCUGCGGGUGCAGGGACUGGGGGUGCUGAGUCUGGGGGUGCUGAGUCUGGGGGUGCUGAGACUGGGCGUGCUGAGCCUGGGGGUGUGGCGCCUGAGGGUACUGUGUCUGGAGUGGUACUCUCGGCGCUGUCGGGUUGCUGCUGGGGUGCUGCUGGUGCUGCUGGUGCUGGAGCUGCUGGAGGUGCUGCUGGUGCUGGAGGUGCUACUGGAGCUACUGGAGGUGCUGGCGCUGCUGGAGGUGGUGCUGGUGCUGGAGCUGCUGGAGGUGCUGCUGGUGCUGGAGCUGCUGGAGCUGUUGGAGGUGCUGGUGCUGCUGGAGGUGGUGCUGGUGCUGGAGGUGCUGGAGGUGCUGCUGGUGCUGGAGCUGCUGGAGCUGCUGGUGGUGCUGGUGCUACUGGAGGUGGUGCUGGUGCUGGAGCUGCUGGAGGUGCUGCUGUUGCUGGUGGUGCUGGUGCUGGAGCUGCUGGAGGCGCUGUGCGGCCGCGGCCGUACUACGUUCCGCUCCUUCAGCAGCGUGUCCCUCUGCCCUCUCCUCCUGCGUCCUCUCUUCCUGACGGUCCGGACCCGGAGUCUGACUCCCUUCGUGCUGCUAGUCCUACUGUCACCCGCUUUCUGGCCACUGCAGUCACUGACCCUCUGUUUGAGUCCUCUGCUGCGUCUGCUCUUGUUGCUGAGCUUGUUGACUUUGUUGCAGCCUGUCGCCUAGACUACGCUGCUAGUCUUGUUGCUGAGUCUGCGUCUGCGUCUGUCUGUCCUCCGUCCGUCGGGGGUGAGUGUGCUUUUGGCACGGACGUCCUUGAGGACAGACAGGAGGACCUUGAGUGUUUUGCUGCUGCUUCACCUCAUCUCGUGUCCAUGCUGCUUGCCCCUGAGGGAGACCCGGAUGCACUAGACAUCCCGACCCCGCGCUCUUACGCAGAGGCGAUAGAGGGUCCCUACUCCUCUCAGUGGCAGGCAGCCAUGGACGCAGAGAUGGCUUCCUGGAAGUCCACAGGCACCUACGUAGACGAGGUUCCCCCACCUGGGACAAACAUCGUCAGUGGCAUGUGGAUCUUCAGGGUGAAGCAGCCGCCGGGUUCUCCGCCUGCCUUCAAGGCGCGUUACGUUGCACGUGGCUUCAGUCAGCGACAGGGAGUUGACUUCUUUCAGACCUUCUCCCCUACCCCGAAGAUGACCACUCUUCGGGUACUGCUGCACGUUGCUGCUCAGCGUGACUACGAGGUCCACUCGCUUGACUUCAGCACAGCCUUCCUACAGGGCAGCCUGCACGAGGAGAUCUGGCUGCGCCGCCCACCUGGCUUCACUGGGUCGUUUCCUACUGGUACCCAGUGGAGCCUCCGGCGGCCAGUCUACGGUCUCCGCCAGGCGCCCCGUGAGUGGCACGACACGCUCAGGACGACUCUUGCUGCUCUUGGUUUUGCUCCUUCCACUGCUGACCCUUCUCUGUUUCUACGCACUGACGCUACUCUGCCGCCGUUCUACGUUCUUGUGUACGUAGACGACCUUGUCUUUGCUACUGCUGACACGGAGGCACUCGCCCACGUGAAGUCCGAGCUGCAGAAGAGACACACGUGCACAGACCUGGGUGAGCUCACAAGCUAUCUUGGCUUGCGGAUCACCCGGGACAGAGCACAGCGCACCAUUACCUUGACUCAGUCACACAUGGUGCAGCAGGUCCUUCAGCGCUUCGGCUUCACGUACUCCUCGCCACAGUCCACUCCUCUGCCUACCGGUCACUCGCUCUCAGCUCCACCUUCGGACGAGUCCGUAGAGCCGAGUGGCCCGUAUCCAGAGCUUGUGGGCUGCCUCAUGUACCCGAUGACUUGCACACGACCUGACCUCGCAUACCCUCUCAGCCUUCUGGCUCGCUACGUGGCUCCCGGCAGGCACCGAAAGGUGCACUGGGAUGAUGCGAAGAGGGUGUUGCGAUACUUGUGCAGUACAUCGGGCAUGGGGCUCGUGCUUGGAGGACGGGCUCGAGUUGUCCUCACUGGUCACGCUGACGCCUCCUGGGUUGACGACUUGGCUACGCAGCGGUCGUCACAGGGUUACACCUUCAGCCUUGGCUCCGGUUCUGUCUCCUGGCGGUCUACCCGCUCUUCUUCUGUUCUCAGCUCCAGUUGCGAGGCUGAGAUCUACGCUGGGGCCAUGGCUGCACAGGAGCUUCGCUGGCUCACCUACCUGCUGACCGACUUGGGAGAGGCGCCUCGUUCUCCUCCAGUUCUGUACGUCGACAACAAGGCCAUGCUGGCCUUGUGUCAGGAGCACAGACUGGAGCACAGAACGAAGCACAUUGCUCUGCGUUACUUCCUUGCUCGAGAGUUGCAGCAGCGUGGCCAGCUUCGUCUUGCUUACGUGGCCUCUCAGGCCAACACUGCUGAUGUUUUCACCAAGGCACUUCAGCCUUGUGAUCAUCAGCGUUUCUGUACUGUGUUAGGCCUUGUACCUACUGUGCCUCACUUGUUGACUUCUUGA